UUGUUUAGUUACAUUUCCUCUUUCGCUCUUUCACUUUACCAGAAUGGCGAGGUUAUUUCUUCUGAGCCUGUCACCUCGAAUUCGUCGGGGCCAGAUCGUGUCUCAGCCGGUCAUGUGCGAAUAGGCCGUCUUGCGAUUUGGGACGCUGACUCACCUCCAAACGCUGGUCCCUUCACUUGUCAAUUGAUGCAGAGUGGCGGAAGUAGUAUUGCUGCUGGUGGAGGUGCAACUAAUUUGAUUGGAAGUACUGGUGGUUCUGGCGGUGGCAGCAUGCAUUCACCUUUUACUGGUGCCUCAUUGUCGUCAUCUGCCUCUUUGGGUACAGGUUCUGGCAUCGGAGGUACUGGGCUCUUUUCAAUCCGCAACUUCUCUGAGCAACAUCAAACAACUGGAGGUUCGGCUAAUGAUCAACCCAUAAGUUCCAUCUUUCAAGAGGCGAGGGUUGACGCUGGACAUUCAGGAAGCUGUUACCUCUAUGCCAUCGACCGUCUACCUGUGGGCAGCCAGACGUUGAUGGUUCGCGUUAAUGAUAAUGGUCUUACUGCUCUACACACAACAACAACUGUCACUAUCCAUGUUGUAAGGCAGUCUAAUCUGCCCCCGGAGAUUGUUCGGGGCAAUGCAACACUCACCUACUUCGCAGGGAUCAGUAGGUUUGGAAGCCUACAUGAGUCAGAAAGUCAUUAUUCAUAUUCCAGUACCGGAUUUUCUCCCGCCCCACCUCCUCCAAUCGCUAGAGUUACCGUUAAGGACCGCACUGCCUAUGAUAGGCUCGUCUUCGAGCUAGUUCCCGGCAGCCCUGGAACACAGUUGUUUCGAGUAGAUCGUUACGAUGGAAGCAUUCGGCCUGCCAUCCCAGGUGGCUCUGUGGCUGGAGUCUCCAGAAAGGGCGCAGUAAGUGGAUUCGAUUGGCAUGAUAUUGGCACAGACGGGGGUUCCAGGCCAUCGGCCUCUCGUGGUGGCGUCGACAACGAGAUUCUCGACGAUUCUUUGGACCGAAGCUACAAAGCUGGAUCGUCGAUUAAUUCAUUCAGCUUGGAUAUGUGGCGCAGCCUCACGCGCCUUGACUCGGGCAUCUAUCCGCUUCGGAUUCGUGUCAGCAAUGGAUCUCUUUCCUCAGAGGAGACAAUCUUCAUCAGGGUUAGUGCUAUCACAGAGGAAAUGAUAGAAGCCAGCUCAGUAAUACGAAUUGCCAAUUUGAUGCCGAAUCUAUUCUACAUGGAGGCGUAUGAUCUCCGAUUGAAACAGAUACUUGCAGCUCACCUCCUUGCUACCUCACCACCACCCUCUUCUGCUUCUGUUGAGAGUUUGAUUGAUAACGUCUUCCUUCUUUCCAUCCAAGAGGCAUAUAUAACCACCACCAGCUCGACCAACAAGACUGCAUCCGGCAUCUCUCACAGCAGUUAUGGGCAGAUUCGCAAGCAACGCAGCCUGGAUACUGCUGCUGUAGAUGUUCUGGUUGCUAUAUACCGACCAGAUGUAAAUGCCUUUGUACCCCCUGUCCAGGUGGCACAAGCCGUGAGGCGGCUCGCUGACCAUCUUGAGGCAGAGUUCGGAGGUCGUGUGGAGCCACUCACUGACACUUGCCCAAGCCAGUACUUGGUACCUCACGCAUUUCCAUAUUGA
Protopolystoma xenopodis is the source of this 1626-nucleotide messenger RNA. The record is from the annotation of a GenBank genome assembly. NCBI's taxonomy places the organism in Eukaryota, Metazoa, Platyhelminthes, Monogenea, Polystomatidea, Polystomatidae.